AUGUCGGGGGUCGGCCUGGAGGAGAAGGUUGGCAUGGCUGCGGGGGCGCUGCCAGCCGCAUGGCGGCCCAGUGGGUUGCGGGCUCAGGAGAUACUGGCCCUUGGAGCUUCGGCAGCGAGGCGCGCCGCGCGACUCAGGCGCCAGCAUGCCUGCGAGGCUGCCCUCCGCAAGCUCCAAGCGGACGGCCUGGUGGCGCCAGGCUCAUGGCGCGACCGCGAGCUCGCGGCGAGACCUGCGCUGAUGCUGCUCGCCGAGGGCCUGCCAGUUCCAGGUGGCCGCCGCCGCCGGACCUGGCCUGGGCUGCCGCGGGGCCCCGACGGCGACAGCGGCAGCCUCGAGGGACCACAGGCCGACGCGGAGGUCAUCCAGGGCAUCGUGGAGGAGAGCUCCGAGUCCAUCGUGCAGCUGGACCUCGAGCGCCAGGACUCCGUGCAGAACCCGAUCGAGUACUUGGAGUGGGUCGCCCUUCCCGCCGCGGCCCUGAAGCGGACGAGGGCGGCGUCGGCGUGCGAGCAGCCCUUCGUGCAGCUGGCCGUGAAGCUCGCGCAGGACGGGUCGGUGAAGGUGGGACUCCGCAGGCUCUGCUCGAAGGGGCACGUGCUGGACAGGGACUCAAAUCCGUUCGACGACCCGCUGCCCUGCGCCGCCUGCGGCAUCAUGAUUCCCGUAGAUGGC
Prorocentrum cordatum is the source of this 675-nucleotide messenger RNA. Lineage: Eukaryota; Dinophyceae; Prorocentrales; Prorocentraceae. The record is from the annotation of a GenBank genome assembly.